AUGAAAGAAAGUAAAGAAUUGAAAUCAAAAUAUCCAUCACUUAUUAAAGAAGUACGUGGACAUGGAUUGAUGAUUGGUGUCCAAUUUAAUAAGGAUCCAGCACCAUUGUUACGAUUAGCAAGAGAGAGAGUAGAAGAGGCUAAGCGUGGAAUUGAUAUAUUCAAAGAUGCUCUAAAAGUUUUUGAAAAGGAUCAAUAA
Molecule: messenger RNA, 198 nt
Organism: Entrophospora sp. SA101
Lineage: Eukaryota; Fungi; Glomeromycota; Glomeromycetes; Entrophosporales; Entrophosporaceae
Source: the annotation of a GenBank genome assembly